Messenger RNA from Vanessa atalanta (red admiral), 2243 nucleotides. RefSeq names its product solute carrier family 22 member 7-like. The coding region runs from base 63 to 1844 and encodes 593 amino acids. Gene Ontology annotation, biological process: transmembrane transport. Gene Ontology annotation, cellular component: membrane. The transcript has 6 exons. Gene Ontology annotation, molecular function: transmembrane transporter activity. The record is from RefSeq and is a predicted model, not a curated record. NCBI's taxonomy places the organism in Eukaryota, Metazoa, Arthropoda, Insecta, Lepidoptera, Nymphalidae.
CGCACGUGCUUAAGCCAGAUAGAACUCGCUAAAUAUUGACGGACUAAAGUAUAUUACAACAAAUGUCGAAUGAUAACAAAGAAAGUGGCGAGAAUGAUCCUUCGAAUAAGCAUACUGAAGGUAUCAGCGAUGACCGAAUGGCAGGCAGUUUUGAGAAACCUUUAGAUCUUGACGAUGUGUUGAUCAACGAAUUGGGACAAUUCGGGUUGUUUCAACUGCGAAACGUCAUUCUUGUCUCAAUCCCCAUUAUGAUGUCAGCAUUUAUGAGUGAAUUCAUUUUCUCGUCAGCCGCAAUACCUCAUAGAUGUCGAAUUCCAGAAUGUGGAGAGAACGGAAAGUUGCACCAAUAUGAUCCUGAGUGGAUCUUGAACGCUGUGCCGGAGACAAGUUCAGGAUUUUCUAGCUGUCAAAGAUAUGUUCCCCGAGGUCUCGGUACUAAUGGUACUCUGGAUUAUUGUCCUGCUGAUCUCUUCAACAACUUGGAAACUGUUGAAUGUGAUGGUUACGUGUAUGCGAGGGACAAUACGAUUGUUUAUGACUUUGAUCUCGGAUGUCAGGACUGGCUCCGUGCGCUAGCUGGUACUCUUAACAGCGUAGGAACAUUACUAGUGCUGCCGAUCACUGGUUACAUUUCCGAUCGUUUCGGUCGCAAGCGGGCUCUGAUAAUUAGCGUCUUUAACUUGGGUCUUAUCGGACUCAUCCGCGCCUUCUCUGUCAAUUACAUCAUGUACGUGGUUCUACAAAUCUUACAAACUACACUCGGAGCGGGGACAUUUAGUUCUGCCUAUAUUUUCGGUAAAAGUUUUGUUACACUAAAAUAUAAAAAACCUUUUUUUUUUCAAUAUGUUAAGCUUAUGUUCUUUUUUUUAGCUGCUGAACUUGUCGGACCGAAGUAUCGUGUAAUAACAAGUUCUGCAGCUGCAUCUAUGUUCUCCGUCGGACAAGUAGUACUCGGCUCGGUGGCUUGGUUGAUCCAUCCCUGGCGGUACAUGAUAAUGGCUCUACACAUCCCUUGCUUUCUUGUUAUAAGCUACUACUGGAUUUUGUCUGAAAGUGUCAGGUGGCUCCUAGCAAAGAAAAAGUUCACCGAAGCCAGGGAAGUAUUGGAGACUGUAGCAAGAGUGAACAAUAAACAUAUUAGUCAAAAAAGUUUAGAAGCUUUAAUGAAUACGUCAGACACAUCCGUCCAAGCUUCAGACGCUAAUAAACCAGGAUUGGUUCGGAGUAUAGUACGGUCACCAACUCUACUUAGACGAGUCUGCACUAUUCCAAUCUGGUGGAUUACCUCUACCUUUGUCUACUACGGACUGUCCAUCAACUCGACUGGUCUCUCUGAUACAAUUCACUUGAAUUACAUUUUGACUUGUGCUGUUGAAAUUCCAGGCAAUUUCGCAUCAGUUUUUAUAGUAAAUAUAAUUGGUAGAAAGGCCACGCUUUCCUGUGGUUUCUUUUUUAGUGCCUUGUGCAAUAUAGUUUUUAUCUUCAUCUCAAACGAUCUAUAUGUAGUUCGUUUGAUUAUUUUCAUGCUGGGCAAGUUUGGAAUUUCGGUAGUGAUGACGUCAUUAUACCUGUACACUUCAGAACUGUAUCCGACGGAGUUUCGCCACAGCUUGCUCGCUUUCUCAUCUAUGAUUGGUAGAAUUGGAUCCAUUACGGCGCCACUUACUCCAGUACUUAUGAAUUACUGGCACGGUAUCCCUUCGAUACUUUUUGGUGGUAUGGGUAUAAUCGCUGGUCUGCUAGUGCUUACGCAGCCCGAAACUACGGGCACUAAAAUGCCAGAUACCCUAGCGGAAGCCGAGGCACUGGGAAGGAACGACUCCAAACUUGAACAGUCGAGAUGAUUGUUACAUUCUACGGAUCUGUGUUUUUAUCUUAAGAAAUGAUUCAUGCGCGUUAUGUUUGAUUCAAAUUGUUUACAUACAUAUCUGUUUUUAAUUUCAAUCUGAUUAUUAAUCUUGUGAUAGUUAUACGCGGUUUCAAGUGACUACCAAAUUAUACUAAUAUAAGAACUCAAUUUUAUUUCACAAGGACAAGGACACGGCCACGGAUGCGACGUCGUAUGUCUGUUAUUGCAGGUUAUUCUGUAGCCUACCUAAGGGGACUGCACCCACUAGUUAAUCUAGUGUGUCGUGUUUAUUGUUUACUAUAAUUGUGCUACAGUAGCUCUUAUUAAAACAAUGUGUUUUCGAUUAUUUAUUAAAUUGAAUUUGUAUGUACAUAUAUGUAUGUUGUUUUACGAA